Molecule: messenger RNA, 1461 nt
Organism: Colletotrichum karsti
Lineage: Eukaryota; Fungi; Ascomycota; Sordariomycetes; Glomerellales; Glomerellaceae
Product: putative aldehyde dehydrogenase
Exons: 4
Coding region: 1-1461 (486 amino acids)
Molecular function (GO): oxidoreductase activity, acting on the aldehyde or oxo group of donors, NAD or NADP as acceptor
Source: RefSeq, a predicted model, not a curated record
AUGGAUUCUGCCAUUGAGAAGCUGCUUGUUACUAUCGUCGACGGGCGCGCCGAAGGCGUCCGAUUCCGCCAGGACAACCUAGGCCAUCUUCACGAGGAGCUUCGUAAGGAAUCAACAGCGCUCUGCGCAGCUCUUGAGAAGGACACCGGCGCAUCAAGAGCUGAAGUAGAAGUUGAACAUUUCUUAGCCUUGGAGGCGGUUCGCCAUUUUUACGACUCCUUGGACUUCGACAAGGAGCUGGAAACCGAAUACCUCGUGGCGCAUGGCAAAGAUAACGCGCAGAGACGAACCGGUGCGGGGCUCGUCAUCAUUCGCCCAACAACGUACACUCGUCUCUUCUCCAUAUUGAGCCCACUUGCGGCAGCUCUGGCAGCUGGCUCUGUUGUUGCUCUUGAGCUCGAGGACUCUCUGCUACAGCUCGACUCCGUCCUCCGCAAUGUCCUCAGUCGUGCCCUGAACCAGAACGCUUUCUGCAUCACAAAGAAGAUCACAGAUGAGUCCCUCCUAGGGUCGGCAACUCUUGUGGACCAGACGGGAGCCGCACCCGGUGCAAAUCAUGUCAGCCACCUGGUCUCUUCCAAUAGCAGACGGACCAUGGCCAUUGUUGAUCGUACUGCCGAUGUUGAGGCAGCAGCAAAGGCCAUCACAGCAGCGAGGUUCAGCUUUGGGGGACAGUCGCCUUACGCACCAGAUUUGGUGCUCGUUAAUGAGUAUGUGAAGAAGGAGUUCUUCGAGGCGUGCUCCAAACAUGCCACCCUAGCGUUUGCACGGGAAACCACAGUUCGAAGAGCUAGCGACAACCACAGCGAAGUCACGAGGAAAGCGGUUCAAGAGGCCGAGGACAAGCGUCUGGUUGUCAGUUUUGGGUCAAAGGACUUCAAGUUGGUCGAUAUCAAGGACAAGAAUACACCUCUGCUGAAGGCGAAAGUUAGCGGGCGCUUCUUGGCCAUCGCAACUUCUUCUGGUCUGGUAGACUCCAUCUACACGUAUGAAACCGAGCAGCCACUUCUGGCCAGCUACCUCUUCGCCAGCCCCGAUGCCGCGAAGUACCUUUCUCAACACCUUCCUUCGCACAUGUCCUUUGUCAACCAGAUCCCGUCUCAUCUUCUUCUCGGCCCUGCAGCACCAGUCUCGCGCGAUCCGGUCGUUGAGUACCGCUAUAGCAAGGAAAUGUUUUCCGUCUCCCGACCACAGAUCAUCGAAAAGCCUUCCGGCGCACUCGCAAAGGUCGAGCAACUACUUUCCGGUGCCAGCGGCAUCACCCCGCAGAGCCUUCGAAGCUUGGCCGCCACGCCAUUGAGACCUACGAACCAGCCUGGCAAUAGUAGGCUGGGGUUUUUCGAACAGGGAUUCGUACUAGGUGCCAGCCUCAUCAUGAGCGUCGUGCUGCCCAGUCUAGCAUAUGGCACGUGGAUCGGCGGUCGGCGGGUGUUUGAUUACGCAAUGAAGCUCAGAACUUAG